Molecule: messenger RNA, 1940 nt
Organism: Cucumis sativus (cucumber)
Lineage: Eukaryota; Viridiplantae; Streptophyta; Magnoliopsida; Cucurbitales; Cucurbitaceae
Exons: 2
Coding region: 360-1370 (336 amino acids)
Source: RefSeq, a predicted model, not a curated record
AGUGAAACGUGUCUAAGAAGAAGAAGAAGAAGAAGAAGAAGAAGAAGAGAACAAAAAGGAGUCGGUCAGUUCCCCCAAAUCUGUACAGCCGCAGCGCCUUGUACCAUCUUUCUUUCAAAUCCAACGUUUUUUCACUUCAAUUUCCCUCAUACUUCGCUCUUCCUCGUCUUUCUUCUUACACAUUCGCCGCCCUUUUCUUUUUUUUUUUCUUUUUUUUUUUUCGCUUUCUUCCCAUCACGAAUUUCCCUUCUUCAACAUGGGUUCCCUCUCAAUUCUUGCCCCUCUAUCCUAAUUUGAUUAAUUUCUUGAGAUUUUCACUGCCCAAUUCCUAUAUUUUAUCUGGGUUUUCUGUUUCAUUAAUGGGUAAUUGGAGAGAACGACCCAGGAGAAAUUUUCGAUACCAGAAGCCUCCAUGGUCGGCGAUAAGAAAUUACGAUCACGAUCCUCCACUUGAGCAUUGGCGAGAUGGUAUUCCUCUAUGGGAAAAGAAAUUUUGUGCAGAGAUCGGUUGUGUGCCAUGGGGUAAAAUAGUUGAUUCCAAGAACUUUAUUUAUUGUCAUUCUAAUGUAGUCAAGUGGGAUGAUUCCGCUUGUGAAGAGGCAUUCCACAAUGCCAAAAGACGUUACUGGGCAGAGAUUAAUGGGCAUCAGAGUGACAUCCAUUUGCCUGAUCCAGACAAACAUAUUGAACAAAUCGAUUGGAGUCCUGACAUGGAUUCUAAAAUGAUUGAGGAACUGGAUUGGGCAUAUUACACUCCAAAUAUGAAACAACGUGAUGAUUGGUUGGAAUGUAAAAAUAAAAGAACAAGGAACUCAAAUUCUGUUUGGACAGAAGGGCACAUUGAAGGUCCAGGUCACGAGGGUAAUCCCUGGGGACAUGAUAAUCAGCUCACUGAUAAAACAGGACAAGGAUGCCGCCGGUGGAAUUUUAGUGAUUCAGGGAAUGUGAAUAAUGAUGGCAAUCCUUGGGACAGUAGCAUUAACCAGGGGAACAAAGGUAUGGUCGACAGUAUCUGGAAGGUUGAAAAGAAUCAAGUUGCCACCUCAUGGAAGAACAAAGAAUUUGCUAGUAAUGCAAGGGGUGUGGUGGACAAUGCACGGAAAGAUAAACAGCAUCAAGGUGGCACUGCCUCCUGGAAGACCGAAGGAUUUGCCAGUGAUGCAAGAAAUAACUCAUCGAGAAGGCAGUGGCACCUGCUUGGUAACAGUAAUUUUGAUCAUUAUAAUAGGCCUGGGAAUAGCAGUUACAUUCAUAAUGUCAGGCAUUUACCUGAUAGAACACAGCCAAAUAUUCACAGAAACAACCAAGAUUUGAAAUAUCAGUAUGGCAAGAGGCCAAAAGACACAGAAUUUGAUUACUAUGGGAGGUAGGGAUCAUGGCAACAUUCCUCCCACAGGGGGAGGGUUUUGAUCAUGGUGUUUCAUGCUGGAGGGUAUUCAAAUCUUCGAAGUGAUUAUUAAUGGCUGUUGAGGAGUUGAAUCUCCACAUGAAUUUUGAUUUUGCUCACAAGUAACCGACCAGCAACCUUUUCUGUUUUUGCUUUGAUACUGCAGGAUCGUCUAUGUUUUUGUUGGUAGCUUUUUAACUUUAUUUCAACAAGAAUGAUACUGCAGGAUUUUUGGUGUAAAGAAUCAAAUAUGAAAGUCUUGGUUCUUUUGCAAGUCAUUAGGUAGAUUCCUUCCCCCCUGGAGCCUUGUACAAUCAUGACACAGUAAGUUUGUAUCAUUUUGAUUUGAGAAACCUCUUUUGGGAGGCUUUAUAGAGGCAAUAACAGCUCUACUAUCAAUCUAAUUCUGUUUUGUAAGUCUGAUUGCUUAUCCUUAGCCAAGAACAUCUCGGAGUUCCAUUGUACAUUGUCUUGGUGAUCUUCCUGAUUUGGAACCUUCCAAGUGAUCUAUUCUCCUAAUUAAUCUUUGAUAACUUACUUUCAUUUUCUAGCA